ACCAACACUACCGAACCGGCUAGCGCGUGUUUGCUUGCUGUGUGAACGUGUUAUUCAAUCGUGGGCAUGUUUGCUGCGGUUCCGUAAACUUGUGCCCGGCUGAUUAUCGAAAAAACAUCCACAUUAUUUCACAUAAUCUCGUAUGAGUUUAGCUUAAAAUAAGCAUUUCCUGUGUGCAGCUGGUGCGCCUAUUUCCGCUUGCACGGUGGGCUAGGGAAGCAAGUUUUCCGGCAAGUUUGUUUUGAUUGAGCUGAGCGAGCGGCCUGGGACGGGAAAAUGUUUGCAUCCAGCACCGUGUCGGCAUUGCUGCGCCAGUGUUCCAUUUCGUGGAGCAGCACCAUCGUACCGGUGCGCUCGAAAAACUAUCUCAAUCGACCCCGGCUCCGCAACCCGGUGUGGUUUGUAAAGAAGACGCGCACACUCCACAAUGAACAGUUCACCGAGGACAAUAAGGCGUUCCUGAACGAGGUGAAGCGCGAAACGAUUCUAACCGCAGCCCAGCGCAAUCAGAAUACAUUGCUGAAACUGGCACAGGGCGAAGAAAACGGUUCGCUGGUACAGUGGAGCCCGGGCCUGAAGCGUACCGGCGUGAUAGCGAAAAAGAUCGGUCAAUAUCCGCUGUGGACAAAGGAUGGACAGAAGAUACGUACCACACUGCUGCAGAUCAUCGACAACGAGGUGGUGAAGUACAUCCCGCCGGAAGAGUACCGACCGGCGCAGGAACCCCGUCAAAGCCGGAACUGGCGCAAACCGUACGGCUGUCUGCUGGUCGGUGCGGAACACGGUGAUCCGUCGCUGUUCACCAAGGAGUAUGCCGGCCUGUUCCAGGAUUCGGGCGUCCUGCCGAAGAAACAUCUCUGUCGGUUUAUUGUGUCGCCCGAGGCACAGCUCCCGGCCGGUACCGCCCUUACCGUGAGCCAUUUCCGUGUCGGCGACUAUGUGGACGUGCGGGGAAAAACCGUGGACCGGGGCUUUCAGGGUGUGGUGAAACGGCACGGGUUUAAGGGUAUGCCGAAAUCGCACGGUGUCACGAAAACGCAUCGCCGGCCGGGCAAUAUCGGUGCCGGUGGCAAUAAGGCACGCGUGUGGCCCGGUACCCGGCUGCCCGGCCAUAUGGGCAACCGGUGGCGUGUGUUGCGCGGGUUGCGGAUUUUGCGCAUCAACCCACAGUACAACGUGAUGUGGGUGAUGGGUAGCAACGUUGCGGGCAGCACGAACGGGAUCGUGUACGUGUACGACACGAUACUGCCACUGCGGAAGCACGGUUCCAAGGGUGGACCGGCCGGAUCGCCACCGUUCCCAACCGCGCUCGAACCGUUGCCGGCGAACAGUGGCGAUGUUUGGCUGGAGGAGUUGCACGAUUUCCGCAAGCUUUCGAUAACGUACAGUGCCGGCAGUGAGUAGAAUUAGCAUUGGGCCUGUAGAGAAUAAUUAUAAAGCCAAGGAAAGGUUAAAUAUAAAACCAUCUGUAUGUUAACAAUA
Molecule: messenger RNA, 1482 nt
Organism: Anopheles stephensi (Asian malaria mosquito)
Lineage: Eukaryota; Metazoa; Arthropoda; Insecta; Diptera; Culicidae
Gene: mRpL3
Product: 39S ribosomal protein L3, mitochondrial
Exons: 3
Coding region: 277-1404 (375 amino acids)
Biological process (GO): translation
Cellular component (GO): ribosome; mitochondrial large ribosomal subunit
Molecular function (GO): structural constituent of ribosome
Source: RefSeq, a predicted model, not a curated record